AUGAUUUUGAAUCACAACAUUUAAAGAGAUGUUUAUAAUUAGAAGAUGUGUGGUUCAAACUGAGCCAUACUUUUUGAAACGAUCAUUCUUCCGUUACUGCUCUUCUGUUACUUGUAGUAAUAGUAUUCAAGAGGAAGAGCUUAUAAAGUUUGAUAAUAAACAAAAAUUACAAGGAAAUAAAAAAUUGUUAAAAGUUGCUAUGCUAGGCUUACCAAAUGCUGGCAAGAGUACAUUAGUAAAUAAACUUAUACAUAGAUCAGUAUGCCCUACAUCUUCAAAAGUUCAUACUACAAUGCACAAAGCAGAAGCAGUGUAUACAGAAGGUAAUACACAAAUUGUAUUUAUGGAUACUCCUGGAUUAAUAACAACUAAAGAAUUUGACCGCUACAAAUUAAUAGAAACAUUUAAACAAGAUCCAGCAAAUUCAGUUAAUGAGGCAGAUCUUAUUGCAAUAGUACAAGAUGUAACAAAUGUAUAUACUAGGCAUAAAUUUGAUGACUUUGUUCUUGAUACUGUAAAAAAUAGAAAAGAAGAUACACAACUAUUACUGAUUUUAAAUAAAGUUGACAAAUUGAAGAAAAAACUAGCACUGUUAAAUGUUACAAGAAUAUUAACAAAUAAGGAACAUUAUCCAAAGUUUGAUGAUAUUUUCAUGGUAUCUGCACUUGAUGGGGAUGGUGUGGAUGAUUUAAGGAAUUAUUUGCUUGAUUCAGCUAAAAUAAAAGAUUGGAAAUAUGAAACAAAGUUUUAUACUGAUCAACCCUUGGAAACUAUAAUAGAACAAACAGUUAGAGCUAAAUUGAUGGACGUGCUUCCAGAUGAAAUGCCAUAUAAGGUAAAGAUAAGAACAGAGCAUUGUGAUUUUGGUGAUGAUGGAAGCAUUGUUUCUGUUGUGGUGUUAGAUUGUCCUAGGAAAAACUAUGUAAAAAUGUUACUAAAAAAAAAAUGCUUUAAAAUUAAGUUUUUAGCAUUCAGGGUAGAAGUGGAAUUGCGUCAUGCAUUUAGAAAACCUGUAUUUAUAAAACUUAAUGCUAUUUGUACAAAGAGUGAACUUAAUAAAUAG
This is a messenger RNA of Habropoda laboriosa, 1063 nucleotides long. RefSeq names its product GTPase Era, mitochondrial. NCBI's taxonomy places the organism in Eukaryota, Metazoa, Arthropoda, Insecta, Hymenoptera, Apidae. The coding region runs from base 29 to 1063 and encodes 344 amino acids. Gene Ontology annotation, biological process: ribosomal small subunit assembly. The transcript has 3 exons. Gene Ontology annotation, cellular component: mitochondrial matrix. The record is from RefSeq and is a predicted model, not a curated record. Gene Ontology annotation, molecular function: rRNA binding; GTP binding; ribosomal small subunit binding.